GUCAAAAAUUAGUAUCAUUGAUGGCAAUGAAGGAUUUCCAUUAGAAAAGUAAAUGGAGAUACCAAACUUGGAUGGACUUCAAUUCCUCCAAAGACAAAUAUGGGGAUAAACUAGUAUAUGAUAGCACUAUAAAUAUACAUUUCAGAUGCAUCCAUUCUCCAUUUCAGUUUUCGUAGCUACCAACAUGAAGCUUGCAGCAGCCAUCGACGCCUUUGAUUCUUUGAUGCCAUACGUACUCCACUUGGUGCUUCUAUACGUCUCUGCCGGUCUCUUUUACUUUCUUUACAAAUACAAAUCUAGCGGCGGCGGCCCCAACCCCAACCUCCCUCCUGGUAAAAAGGGUCUUCCAUACAUCGGUGAAACCUUGGAUUUUGUGUUGGCGUCCAGAAGGGGAACUCCUGAGAAAUUCGUGACUGAUAGAACUACCAAAUAUUCACCCGAUGUGUUUCGCACAUCACUGCUUGGAGAAGACAUGGCCGUCUUCUGCGGCUCCGCUGGUAACAAGUUCCUUUUCUCCGGCCAAAACAAAUAUGUCACUUCAUGGUGGCCGGAUUCUAUUAAGAAAGCUUUGAUGGACCCAUCCAGUGUUGACAAUUCUUCCAAAGAAGAAUCCACUAAACUUCGGGCCUAUCUUCCUCCUUUUCUCAAGCCUGAGUCCCUGCAACAUUUCAUACCAGUCAUGGAUAUAAUGGCGAAAGAGCACCUAAAUCAACAUUGGUCGCCGUAUAAUGAAGUCCAAGUUUUCCCACUCUCCAAGAAGUACACGUUCGCACUGGCUUGUCGUCUUUUCAUGAGCGUCACGGAUAACGACGAGAUCGAGAACUUCGCGAAGCCAUUUGCUCUUGCCACUGCGGGUCUCAUGUCGGUUCCCAUAGAUCUUCCAGGUACAACUUUCAAUCGGGCAGUGAAGGCAGGCAGACUGAUUCGACAACGGCUUUUAGCCCUCAUUACCCAGAAGAAAAAUGAGAUAUUGGAGAAAGGGAAAACAGUAGCCUCAGACUUGGUUGACAGCAUGCUGAUGGAUGGUAUGACUGAGGUUGAGAUCGGCAAUAAGAUUGUGGGCUUCUUUAUUGCCAGCCAUGACACAACAAGCACUGCCAUCACCUUCAUUGUUAGCUAUCUUUCGGAUUAUCCUGAAGUAUAUAACAGGGUCCUUGAAGAACAAAUGGAAGUAUUAAGAUGCAAGGAGGCAGGGGAGCCAUUGAGAUGGGAAGAUAUACGGAAGAUGAAGUAUACAUGGUGCGUGGCAUCCGAAGUAAUGAGGUUGGCUCCGCCUGCUAAUGGAUCUUUCAGAGAGGCCAUAACCGACUUCACUUACGCAGGUUAUACAAUCCCAAAGGGAUGGAAGGCGUUUUGGAUGGUGCAUACAACGCACAAGAAUCCGAAAUACUUUCCGGAUCCAGAGAGAUUUGAUCCAUCAAGGUUUGAAGGGAAUGGUCCUGCACCCUACUCCUUUGUACCAUUUGGGGGAGGUCCUCGAAUGUGCCCUGGCAAGGAGUAUGCUCGACUUGAAAUCCUCACUUUCAUCCACAAUCUGCUCACCACUUUCAAAUGGGUUAAACUCAAUCCCAAUGAGAAGAUUUCCUACAUUCCAUCACCCAUUCCUAAGGAGGGUCUUCCCAUCAAAAUCCAACCCCUUCUAAAUUAAUUGUUCCUAUUUAAUAACUUUUCCAUAAGUGAGUUAAAUAUCUCACUCUUAUUUUUAAUUAUCGAUGGGGUUUCAAAACUCUAUAAAUGCUUGAUGUAAUAAUAUCUUUUAAA
Gossypium arboreum is the source of this 1761-nucleotide messenger RNA. Its product is annotated as beta-amyrin 28-monooxygenase-like. Gene Ontology annotation, biological process: sterol metabolic process. Lineage: Eukaryota; Viridiplantae; Streptophyta; Magnoliopsida; Malvales; Malvaceae. The record is from RefSeq and is a predicted model, not a curated record. The coding region runs from base 146 to 1648 and encodes 500 amino acids. Gene Ontology annotation, molecular function: heme binding; monooxygenase activity; oxidoreductase activity, acting on paired donors, with incorporation or reduction of molecular oxygen. The transcript has 3 exons.